GCUCACGGACAGCAGACCUGCAGCAUGGAGCUCACCAAAGAGGGCAGACCUGGACAGACCGAGGCUUUGUUUGAGGCUUCAGAGCUGGAGAAUCAGAGGAGCAACGCUGGGCAGAGACACAAAAGGACCAACAACUGUAAAAUCAUCACAGGGGUUCUGUUGCUGUGCUUUCUGAUUAUCCUCUUGGCUGUAGUGAUUUCAGUCAGAGUGACCUCUCAUGACACAGGUGGGGAGCUCUGGCUGACCUCUGCAGAAGUUGAGGAGCAACAAUGUCCACCUGGUUUUGACAAGCCGCCUCUUAUCUUGGUGUCGUUGGACGGUUUCCGGGCACGGUACCUGAAGGACCACAAAAGCCACAUUCCAAUAAUCAAUAAGUUGCGAACUGGAACAACAGCACCAUACAUCAGGCCUGUUUAUCCCACAAAGACUUUCCCCAACCACUACAGCAUCGUGACUGGUCUUUAUCCUGAGUCUCAUGGGAUUGUGGACAACAAGAUGUACGAUGUGACCCGAAAUGCCUUUUUCAGCCUGAAAACUGAGGAGAAAUACAAUCCGGUCUGGUACCAGGGAGAACCAAUCUGGAUCACUGCCAGGCGUCAGAAACUGAAGACAGGGACUUUCUUCUGGCCAGGCUCUGAUGUAGCCAUCAGCGGCACCUUUCCAAAUUUCUAUAAGGUUUUUGAUAAGUCCAUUACAUUUGAUGCCAGGUUGGACACAGUGUUGGAAUGGCUAAGUUUACCUCGAGGGGAACGACCUGACUUUUUCACUUUGUACUUGGAUGAACCCGACACUACAGGACAUCGUUACGGCCCAGAAAGCUCUGAGAUAAUCAGUUCCUUGGAAAACGUUGACAGGAUCCUGGGAAAGCUAAUGGAUGGUCUUGCAGCAAGAAAUCUGAGCCAGUGUGCCAACAUAAUAGUCGUCUCCGACCACGGAAUGGAGACAGCUUCAUGUGAAAAGGCUUCAUUUGUAGAAAAUUUCUCGGUCCAGGGUGAUAACUUUGACGUCAUCCAAGGCCCAGCUGCUCGCAUCAGACCGAAGCGCCUCCCAGAGGACUUCUUUUCUUUCGACUUCGAGGGCCUGGUGAAGAACCUGUCGUGCAGGACCCCUGACCAGCCAAUGAGACCGUACCUCAAAGAAAACCUUCCCAAAAGGAUGCACUUUGCAAACAACAAACGCAUAGAGAGGGGUCACCUCUAUAUGGAGGCGGGCUGGCAGGCAGCGCUCAAAAGACAGGAAAUGAAGUACUGCUCCGGUGGUUUCCAUGGAUCAGAUAACCUCUUCACCAACAUGCAGGCGAUUUUUAUCGGCUAUGGUCCAGGAUUUAAAAACAACACAGCUGUGCCUCCCUUUGAAAACAUUGAAAUAUAUAACCUCAUGUGUGAUCUUCUAGGUAUUGUUCCAGCUCCAAACAACGGGACCCACGGGAGUCUGAACCAUCUCUUGAAGCAUCCCGUCCACCAGCCGGUUCACCCAGCGCAGCGCUCCCACCAGACGCCCUGCGACGCCGCUGACUUCACCCGGUCCGACAGCCUGCAGUGCAACUGUUCAUCCCAAACCAUAGCCAUGGUGACAGAUAUGAACAGAAAACUCAUAACAUCUACUUCGGAUGUUAAGGACAAGUUACGCCACCUCCACCAUCCUUUUGGCACCCCUCGAGUCAUCCAGUCAGCUGUCACUUUCUGCCUCCUUCAUCACUCCGACUACCUCAGCGGCUACAGCAAAGACCGUCUCAUGCCGCUCUGGGUGUCGUACACCAUCCAGCCUCUGACCAGAAUGAGACCGCUCUCCACAGAGACGUGCAUUCGUGCUGAUGUUCGCAUCCCAGCUUCCACCAGCCAGCUGUGUCGCCGCUACAGAGACAACCCUGAUCUGUCCUCUGGCCUGCUGCACCCUCACUAUCUGAACGCCAGCGGCCCGGAGACGGAUUCUCUUCUCAGCAGCAACAUGGCACCAAUGUUCCCUGCGUUUAAACGUGUUUGGACUCAUUUCCAUCACUUCAUACUUCCCAAAUUUUCCCAGCAGCUGAAUGGAGUCAACGUAAUGAGUGGACCAAUAUUCGAUAAAGACUUCAAUGGAAAUGUUGAUCCGCUCUCAAAGGUUUCAGGGAACGAAGCUCCCGUCCCGACGCAUUUCUUCCUGAUCCUGAGCAGCUGCCAGGAUGCGGCGUCCAGCCCUCUCAGCUGCGCGGGUCGUCUUCAGGCCCGGUCCUUCAUCCUGCCCCACAGACCCGACUACACAGAGGCCUGCGCGGAUGACUCAGACAUGGACUGGGUGGAAAAGUGGCUGCAGUUUCACACGGCUCGGGUCCGAGACAUCGAGCUCCUUACGGGACUCAGCUUCUACCACGACAGGUUAUCGGUGGAAGAGACGCUGCAGCUCAAGACGUUUCUUCACACGUCUGAAAGCUAGAGACAUUAUCACGAGAGGCUUUGACUCCCAAAGACAACCGUGUUGGUCUGCAGCCGCUCGUCGGCUUGGACUUGACGUUAACCCGAUUGGACCGGGUCAAACUGACCCAGUCUUCAAGUUCCAUCCUCUCUUUUUUUUUUCUCUACGUCUAUUACCAAAACAAAUCUGACAUUGAAGUUUAAAAGCAAUAAAUUAGUCGUUAGUUUGUAUAGAUGAUUGAACAAAGAAUAUUUUUCACAUCUGCUGAAACGCUUCCAGUAUCUUCUCAGACAUCCUAGUCUAAGAAGGAAGAAGAAAAGGAUUAUUAAUGAAAGAACUGUUCAUGCCACAAUUUAAUUUUUGUCUCAAAAACACUCAAAUGUACAAAACGUUGUAGGAACCUUUCAUCUCAAGAAACAUACACUGAUAGGUUUAGUUCCUGCCAAAUGGUGCUUUUAUAUUUUGUUUUUCCAUCAAUGCUGUUUUUUUUUUAUUAAUCUUUUGUACAUUUAUGCUGUGGAUGUGUAAUGAGUCAGGGUGCAGCUCCUCUGAUGCUUCUUCUGUAACUUUGGGAUCAACAUCGGCGAACUGUGGAGCACGCACAAGCAGCUCCACCAGUUUAGAUCCGGUUAAAACACACUUACUAGAGAAACUUGACUCCCAAACACAGUAUUGUCUGACUUUCUUUGUCCAGUUUUGAAAAACUCAGUGUACUCAGAUUAACUUGUUUACAUUUACUUUAAAUGUCCAGUUUCAGUCGCAGGACGAGCACGUGUGCUGGUUUGUCUUGUUUGUCCCCCUGUGGACCUGCCGACCUGCUGACGUGUCUGAGGUGACAGCUGGGAUCGGCUCCUGCACCCUCCAUCACUACGAUUAGGAUGGAUGGUUUCAGUCAAACAUGAUGGAUUCAGUUCAGUUUUUUUUAACAUCAUGUAAGACUAAAGGCUCAUCCAAGUAAGGCUCGAUAGGCAGCUUUCUUCCUUCUCAUCUUCAGGGAAUGAUUUCGUCUUAAUUUGUGUCAGUGGAUGCGACAAAAGCCCCCAGCGCUGGUCCAGCUGCUUACAAGCUCACGUUAAUUACAUCUGUCAACCUUUAUUUAUUGUCAGGGAUCACUGAAGGAUGACCCUCCUUUUUAUGUCAGAGGAUUUUACAGGGAAAAUCCUAAAAGGGUGAAAAACUCACCACAUCAAAAUCAAGUUGAGUUGUAAAACAAGUCUGACUUUCAUUUUAAAAACAAAAAAAAAAAUAAUGUUAACAAAUUGACAAAAUGGAAAUUUGAUAAAAUGCAAUAAUU
This is a messenger RNA of Cololabis saira (Pacific saury), 3685 nucleotides long. It is a transcript of the gene enpp1, whose product is annotated as ectonucleotide pyrophosphatase/phosphodiesterase 1. NCBI's taxonomy places the organism in Eukaryota, Metazoa, Chordata, Actinopteri, Beloniformes, Belonidae. Gene Ontology annotation, cellular component: cell surface. The transcript has 23 exons. The coding region runs from base 25 to 2412 and encodes 795 amino acids. Gene Ontology annotation, biological process: regulation of bone mineralization; nucleoside triphosphate catabolic process; ATP metabolic process. Gene Ontology annotation, molecular function: dinucleotide phosphatase activity; phosphodiesterase I activity; nucleic acid binding. The record is from RefSeq and is a predicted model, not a curated record.